AUGGCGAAGCCCAAGCAGCUCCCGGGGGGGUUUGAACUGGCCAAUGGGCGAGCUGCCGACCGGGUGUCGGAAAAGGAGGCGGAAGCCGGGAGGAGCCGCCGCCAGAGCCAGACUGCAUCCGCCGCGGCGUCUCCAUGGCACGACCCUGGCCUCCGACUUCAACGACUUCAUAAGGCGGCGUUUCUGGGCUCAGCCGUGUCGCUCCUGGUGAGAGGCCGCCGGCAGGCGGGAUCCAGCGCGCUCCGGGGCACCGCGGGCGAGACCGUCGCCUUCGUACCCCCGGCGCUGUCGGCCCCGCGGGGCCGUCGGGUCCUGCGUUCCCCGCCGCGUCGCGCUCGUCCCCCUCCUGUCAGAACCUGGGCCCCCGCCACGCCCACCGGCACGGGACCUCUCCUCCUCCCGCUAACGGGCGGCCGGCCGCCUCCUUCCUCUCCUGGCUACCGCGGGGCUCUGCCCCUCUUCUGCCGCCCGCGGGCAGGGCUUCACCUUUCUCUCUAUGGGCAGAAACCGGUAUCCUCCUGCCUGCUGGACAGUUGCUGUGCGACUUGGACAGUAGAGGAGCGCCUCCCAAGUUUUCAUCCAACUGCCAACCCCAAAGCUUCCACCCUUCUCCCCUCAGAGAGGACGUUUGAUGCCGGGCCCCUUGAGAGGCUCAUUGACAAGCCCGCCCCUCUGGGUCCCCCUGAGCAGAGCCUGCUGACCCAAUUGCCCACCUUUGCGGCUUUGAUGCCUAGCCAUGUCUGCCUCAUCCUCAGGCGGCUCCCCCAGGUUUCCAUCGUGUGGGAAGAACGGAGUAACGAGUCUCACGCAGAAAAAGGUCUUGAGAGCACCUUGUGGCGCACCCAGUGUAACUGUAACGAAAUCUCACAAGCGAGGAAUGAAAGGGGACACUGUGAAUGUGCGGCGGAGUGUCCGGGUGAAAACCAAGGUACCUUGGAUGCCCCCUGGAAAAUCAUCUGCCCGGCCCGUGGGAUGCAAGUGGGAGAAUCCACCUCAUUGCCUGGAGAUCACGCCACCAUCUUCAGAAAAGCUGGUCUCAGUGAUGCGUUAAGUGACCUUCUACAGAAGAUGAUGACUCAGGUCACUGUAAAAUGAACCGUUAUGAUAAGAAGAUUGAUAGUCUAAUGAAUGCGGUUGGUUGUCUGAAGUCUGAGGUCAAAAUGCAGAAGGGUGAGCGCCAGAUGGCCAAAAGGUUCCUGGAGGAGCGGAAGGAAGAGCUGGAGGAGGUGGCCCAUGAACUGGCCGAGACUGAACAUGAGAACACGGUGCUGAGGCACAACAUCGAGCGCAUGAAGGAGGAGAAGGACUACACCAUACUUCAGAAGAAACACCUACAACAGGAGAAGGAGUGCCUCAUGUCCAAGCUGGUGGAGGCUGAAAUGGAUGGGGCUGCAGCUGCCAAGCAGGUCAUGGCCUUGAAGGAUACCAUCGGGAAGCUGAAAACG
Messenger RNA from Macaca mulatta (Rhesus monkey), 1445 nucleotides. Lineage: Eukaryota; Metazoa; Chordata; Mammalia; Primates; Cercopithecidae. The record is from RefSeq and is a predicted model, not a curated record.